Molecule: messenger RNA, 804 nt
Organism: Sphenostylis stenocarpa
Lineage: Eukaryota; Viridiplantae; Streptophyta; Magnoliopsida; Fabales; Fabaceae
Source: the annotation of a GenBank genome assembly
AUGGAUAUUGAUGAGUGGGAGUUUCUAUCUGAUGAUGGCUAUCUUGAUUUCAACGAAGAUGGUGGGAAGCAAAAGCAAAAAAAUUCCCUUGGAAAGGGAAAGUUGGACUCAAAGAGUGUGUUUGACAUGGACUACUUUUGCUCAUCACCACCACCACCAAGGGUGCGCACUCAACUAGUCCCUUUGCCAAUUGAAUUGGAGCCAAGAAUUGGCAAGGCCCCAGAAGAUGUUGUGGUGAAAGACAUCAUGAAAAAUAGUCCUGUGAGAGGGGAUGUUGCAACCCCGUCAGAGAAAACAAGGGAUUUUGAGACAGUGGAGGCUGAUAGAGUGAAGGUUUUCUUCAAGAUCAAGGAGAAAAGUGAUUUUGUGGACAUGAAAAUGGACUCCCCCAAGUCAAGUAGUAGGGGAAUCAUGCCCCCAAUUGAUGCAGGAGGCUACAAAUUUGAGGACAAAGGAGAGAGCAUAGAGAUCAUCACCUCUCCCAGAAGGAGGGUUAUUGAGAAGGAUGUGUGUGACAAAGAAGAGGAUUCCACUUGGGAGGAAGAGAACAACAGUGGUUUCAACUUGUGGAAGUGGAGUUUGACAGGUGUUGGAGCCAUAUGUUCUUUUGGUGUUGCUGCUGCCGCUAUUUGUGUUCUUUUCUUUGGGAGCCAGCAAAGAAACAAAGUAAAGCAGGAUCAGAAGAUUCGUUUCCAGAUCUAUGCUGAUGACAAGAGGAUUAAGCAAGUGGUGCAGCAUGCAGCAAGAGGUGUUCCAAUGAGCAGAGCUCACAUAACUGUUGGCGGUUACUAUGAUGGUCUUUGA